Molecule: messenger RNA, 1302 nt
Organism: Opisthocomus hoazin
Lineage: Eukaryota; Metazoa; Chordata; Aves; Opisthocomiformes; Opisthocomidae
Source: RefSeq, a predicted model, not a curated record
AUGGAGGCCUUCAUUCUGUACGAGGAGAUUGGAAGAGGAAAUAAGACAGUUGUUUAUAAAGGAAGAAGAAAGGGGACAAUUAAUUUUGUUGCUGUUCUUUGCACUGAUAAAUGCAAAACAGCUGAAAUAACAAACUGGGUUCGUCUGACUCAUGAAAUCAGACAUAAGAAUAUAGUGACAUUUCACGAAUGGUUUGAAACAAGCAACCAUUUCUGGCUUGUAGUGGAAUUAUGCACAGGUGGUUCUCUAGAAUCUGUUAUUGCUCAGGAUGAACAUCUACCUGAAGAUGUAGUGAGAGAAUUUGGUGUUAAUUUGAUUACUGGUUUAUACCAUAUUCAUAAGCUUGGAAUUAUCUUUUGUGAACUGACACCUGCAAAGAUUCUGCUGGAAGGGUCUGGCACUUUGAAAUUCAGUAAUUUUUGCUUGGCUAAAGCGGAUGGUGAAAAUUUGGAAGAAUUUUUUGCUUUAGUUCGAUCUGAAGAAGGUGAAGAUGUCAGUGAAAACACUCCACAGAGAUACCUGAAAAAUAGAUUUCGAGGCUCUCCAUUAUACACAGCUCCAGAAGUAAUAAAGGGAGAAGACUUCUCCAAAGCCAGUGAUCUGUGGUCCUUGGGAUGUUUACUUUAUGAAAUGUUCUCAGGAAGACCACCAUUCUUCUCAGACAGAAUUUCUGAAUUAAUUGAAAAGAUUUUGUAUGAAGAUCCAUUGCCACCUAGACCAGAGGGUUCUGCUUUUCAGGAACCUUCUGCUGAGUUUGUUAGUUUGCUUGAUGGGUUGCUUCAAAAGGAUCCUCAGAAAAGGCUGAAUUGGACAGACCUACUACAGCAUCCGUUCUGGAAAGGAUCCCUUAGCCAUUGUGGUGAUGGUUCUGCAGACAGCAAGGCCACAAGCUCAAGCAGUGAAGAAACAGAGUCAUCAGUGUCUUGGAGUGCCAAAGAGCCAGUGGAUACUUCUAAAAAUCUAGAUAGCCUGUCAUCCCCAAAAGCAAAUAAUAAGCUACCAAGCAAUCCUUUCAAAAUAGAAACUCAGACUGAGUUGUGCCCAAAAAGUGCAGUUAAUGGCAAAUCAAAUGAAUCCAUAUUUCUUCUCAGUUCUCGUCCCACACCUAGAACUAGCACUGCAGUAGAAGUAAAUGAUACUACUACUGCCCCAAUCCAAAAUUCUCCACAAAGAGAUUCAUGCUUGAAAAAGGUUAAAAAUAUGUGCUCAAGUCAGCAGGAUAUGGAGUCAACAAUGAAAGAGCUCAUUUACGCUGAAUCUGAUCUUAUCAUAACACCGAUCAUUGACAAUCCAAAGGUAUAG